Cygnus olor (mute swan) is the source of this 1511-nucleotide messenger RNA. Its product is annotated as transmembrane protein 45B-like. The coding region runs from base 83 to 928 and encodes 281 amino acids. The transcript has 6 exons. NCBI's taxonomy places the organism in Eukaryota, Metazoa, Chordata, Aves, Anseriformes, Anatidae. The record is from RefSeq and is a predicted model, not a curated record.
GGGCAGGGCCACGGGGUGGAGCGCAGCUCACCUGGGCGCAGGUGCGGCUGGAGCGGCCGGGCAGUUGGAGGACGUUGUCAGGAUGGCAAACUUCAAGGGUCAUGCGCUUCCAGGCAGUUUCUUCCUGCUCUUUGGGCUCUGGUGGUCUGUGAAAUACCCACUGAGGCAUCUCAGCCAGAAAGCAAGCAAGAAGUCCCAAAGGAAUUACUGCUUCCAGCGUGUGGAUGCCAUCGAAGGAGCAGUCAAAAUCGUCUUUGCUCUAAUAGGGAUGCUGGCAGAGCAGUUUGUCCCGGACGGUCCGCACAUGUACCUCUACAGCGGGGAGAAACGCGACUGGGUGAAGCUGAUGAACUGGCAGCACACCACCAUGUACCUCUUCUACGGACUCUCCGGGGCGGUGGACGUCCUCACCUACCUCUCCCACGUGGUGCCGCGGGGUCUGGACCGCCUCAUGCUCUCUGUGGCUGUGUUCGUCGAAGGUUGUCUCUUCUAUUACCACGUCCUUCACCGCCCCAUGCUCGAUCAGCAUAUCCAUUCCCUCCUGCUCAUCGCCAUAUUUUCAGGGGCCUGCAGCACCAUGCUGGAGGUCUUCCUCUGUGACAACAUUGUCCUGGAGAUGUUCAGAGCUGGUGUCACCAUCAUCCAGGGAACGUGGUUCUGGCAGAUCGGGGUCGUGCUGUUCCAGCCGUGGGGAGGUCCCAUGUGGGAUGAGAGAGACCACGACAACAUCAUGUUCCUCACCAUGUGCUUCUUCUGGCACUGGGCAGCCGCUGUGGUCAUCCUGGCCAUAAACUACACUGUCGCGUACUGCUGUAUCCAGAGGUGCAGGAGAGGCAGCGGCGAGCCCUACAUCGGUCUCGGAGUCCGGAAGCAAAAGUGUGACACGAGCUCCCAGGCUGCUUUCUUAAACGGAUCAGAUGAAGAGUGAGGAUGGUGCAGUCUCCUUCUCCUAAUAUGUGAAGAAUCAGUUUUUCAGAAGAAAAAAACAAAAUCUAAUGAAAUAUUUAUAUUUGGAGAGAGUGGAGAGGUGCCACCAUUCUGCUCUUGGGAAGCCCCUUGUGUGCAUGGGUGGUAGCUGUCCCAGCCUGUACCCAAAUAUCACCAUCACUGUCCACAGUGACUUUUAGCUACAAAAUGAAGUGCAGAAAUUCAACAUUAUGAGAUCGUUUUGUCCUGUGGGUUCCCAUGUGUGUCUCCGUAGUGAAGGAUGGCACCCUUUGGCCAGGUGACUCUUCCAAGCCCCUGCCGGCCUGACCUGCUGCAACUGAAGGCAGGGAAGGUCCAGGCUGGGGUCAGGUCUUCCAACACCUCGGCAACAAAAUGUCAUCCCAAGAAGGAAGAGCAAAGGAGUGCUGGAUGUGGGAUUAUGUCAAAUUUGCAACAUCACAGCUUGAUUGAACACAAUACAAAAUUUAUUACCAAAGCUUUGAACUAAAGACAUGUUUUAAAUAGUUUUAUAUUCACUUAAAGUCUUAAAGAGUGAAUAAAUGUGAAUUAAAAACCCUUGUUGA